Quercus lobata is the source of this 2058-nucleotide messenger RNA. RefSeq names its product Serine/Threonine-kinase. The record is from RefSeq and is a predicted model, not a curated record. The coding region runs from base 1199 to 1774 and encodes 191 amino acids. The transcript has a single exon. Lineage: Eukaryota; Viridiplantae; Streptophyta; Magnoliopsida; Fagales; Fagaceae.
UAGACCAAACCAACCAGGGUUGAGCUCUAGUCAUUUUGGAUAAUUUAUUUUUAUUCUAUUUCUAUUUUGUUUGUUUAUACAAUAUCAUUUUGGGGUGCCCCAAAAUAUUGUUCACUUAGAUAGAGACAAUACUCAAUAGUCACCAUUUGCAGUUUUGCACGACUUUGUUAAGUUAUUAAUUGCAAACUUUAUCUUAAAAGAUAAUGCUCAUUUUUCUUUUGCAUUUUCUGGGUUCACCAAAGAGGGUAAGUUUAAAUCUGCUAACUUUUUUUUAAAACACAGAAUAUCAAAAUUGGAUUCUAUGGUGGACAAAAGAUGUAGGACAAACACAGUAAUCUAAUAACAAAUGCGAGACAUCACCAUCCGCACAUUGGAUUUCAAUGACGUUUUCUAGGUUGUUUGCUUGUCACAUGGCAUCCUUUUGCUAGUUUUUGCUACCAAGGGCCAUAUCUUCUCUUAUUUUAAUUCUUGUUUCAUGUACAUAUCAAAUUAGAGAAAGUCUAAAGUCACAACUUUUGUUAUAUUUAUGAGGUGAUCAAUUGUGAUUUAUGGAAGAAAAAAAAUGGUUUGGUUCACGUGAAUGAUUGUUCACCACUUAUAGUUGACCACUUCAUCAAGUUCUGACAAAAAUUAUAACGAAUGGUAUGAUAGUAGAACUAAUUAAAUUAUAGCCAUUUAAUUUUCUAUUUUUCAGAUUUGGAAUAAGAACCGACCUGUGUACUUACCCCUGAUGAAAAGGUCUGAAAAAAUUCAAAACUAGCUAGUCUUUUACAAGGUCAAACUUAUUCAAAAUCCAGACUUUGAUUUGAACAACAUGUGAACAAAAUGUACUAGACCAUAAUAAGGUUUUGGGGCAGCUAACUAUGGUGCCACACGGCCGUGAAGAAAACUCCAGGCUGAGUCUAAAUUUCUCUUUUGAAGAAUUUGAAAUUAGAACAAAGUAUUGUUAACGCCAAGGAAGAGACUUCUUUGGUUUAUGAUACAUUUGAACUUUAGGCUAAAUUGUCAAACGUAUGUUUGGACUUCCAAACCAAUCUUGCCAAUUGGGUAUGAUAACUUUAUACAUAUAUAAUAUGGAAUAUAAAGAAUGAUCUUGUUAUUGUUGUAAAAAAUGUUUCCCAAAUAUAGUUUAUAGAGAGUGCAUAAUGUAGAAAAGCCAUUGCAUAUUUGCAUCACAUAUAUAAGACACACAGAAAUUAUGCAUGAGCAUGACAUGCACUUCGUACGUAAUAGGAAGCCUUGGUAUCAAAGAGCAAUUGGGAUGGCCACUCUAUGGAGAAGCAUGUCCAAGUCCACGGCAGUUCCUUCAACAAAUGCUACAAUAUGGAAAACCAUUACCAAUUCCACAGAAAUUCCGGCGGCGAAUUCCAAUAGAAACAAGCUAAGAAAAUGUACCUCUUUGAAGGUUGCCACAUCGUUUACUCGAGUUUGUCUUUGUGCACCAAUCUCUUCCUACACUGAGAUUUUCCGAGCUGAUGUUCCACCAAGAAGAAGCAAUAGUUACCCAAGAUCAAAGCCAUUAAUUCCCACAGCACAAGAGAGAAUUCCUAGUGCAAGACUUAGUGUGGAAGGGAGAAGAGUUUUUCGGGGCAAGUCGUUGACUGAUGAUGUUUUAAUGAGGAGAUUUGUUGUUGAAGAAGAAGCAAUGAUGCAAAUUAGAAGGAGGAAUCAAAUGGAAUUGAUAAGGAAGAGGAGUAUUAUGAGAAGGAAGAACCUUGGGCCUAGUCCUCUUAGUAGAAUGGUUUUGGCAGAGGAGGAACAAGAUAAUAAUUAGAUGAGAAUAGUUUAUAGUUUGCUUGUGUCCAAACAGUACAAUUUGGAAAAAAUUUCCUCUUCAUUUUUCAGUUGGCUUAAUGGGUUUUACCUUGUAUGGGCAAUUUUUUGCUAUCUAAUUUCUUGUGAAACAAAUUUAUCCAGAAUUAAUUGGAGUGGAUAAUUUUUUUUUAUUUUACCAACAGCAAAUGGGCUAGAGGAAUUUGAACUUGGGUUUUCCUCAAUAGGAGAAUUGGAUAAUGCCAUUAAACUAUAAUGUUUUUGGUUGUAUUGGAUGAUUUUAAA